Nycticebus coucang (slow loris) is the source of this 566-nucleotide messenger RNA. RefSeq names its product hemoglobin subunit epsilon 1 (gene HBE1). Bases 1 to 444 code for a protein of 147 amino acids. Gene Ontology annotation, molecular function: organic acid binding; heme binding; hemoglobin alpha binding. NCBI's taxonomy places the organism in Eukaryota, Metazoa, Chordata, Mammalia, Primates, Lorisidae. Gene Ontology annotation, biological process: hydrogen peroxide catabolic process; oxygen transport. The transcript is spliced from 3 exons. The record is from RefSeq and is a predicted model, not a curated record. Gene Ontology annotation, cellular component: hemoglobin complex; haptoglobin-hemoglobin complex; blood microparticle.
AUGGUGCAUUUUACUGCUGAGGAAAAGGCUACCAUCAUGAGCCUGUGGGGAAAGGUGAAUAUAGAAGAGGCUGGAGGCGAAGCCUUGGGCAGGCUCCUCGUUGUCUACCCCUGGACCCAGAGAUUCUUUGACACCUUUGGAAACCUGUCCUCUGCCUCUGCCAUCAUGGGCAACCCCAAGGUCAAGGCCCAUGGCAAGAAGGUGCUGACCUCCUUUGGAGAAGCUAUCAAAAACAUGGACAACCUCAAGGGCACCUUUGCUAAGCUGAGUGAGCUGCACUGUGACAAGCUGCACGUGGAUCCUGAGAACUUCAAGCUCCUGGGAAAUGUGAUGGUGAUUAUUCUGGCUACUCAUUUUGGCAAGGAAUUCACUCCUGAUGUGCAGUCUGCCUGGCAGAAGCUAGUGUCUGGUGUUGCCACUGCUCUGGCCCACAAGUACCACUGAGUCCUUUCUCCAGUUUGCCAGUGUCCCUCUGUGUGUCCCUGACAUCCUCCUCCUGAACAUGGGGACUGGUCUGACCUUGAAAGCAUAGCUUCUGUUUAACGAACUACUUUCUAUUCAGUAAA